UCGAGAUGGCACCUGUGAGGAGGAGGAAGCUGAUGAGGUUUUCUCUGGGCAGCUGGAAGCAGCCUCAUGGUCAGAGGUCCUGGUUCUCCUGGGGAGCUUCAGCCAUCCUGAGAUUUGUUGGAGAGAUAACACGGCCCUGCACAGGCUGGAAGUCCAGGAAGUUCCUGCAGAUCAUUGAGAAUAACUUUGAUACCAGUGGUGGAGGAGCCAAGGAGGAGAGCUGUUGGGUGUUCCUGGCUCUUGGGAGGUGCUUUAAAUCCGACUGCCAGAGCCGUGGGCUGCUGAGAGCAGAAGCUGCCUGCACGAUGCUGAGCUCAGGUCUUCCUCCCGUUCUCCUGGUGCUCUCAGUGCUGGAGCUGAGCUGGUGCCUGAGUGAUGAAGAAAAGAAGAUCAUCGUGGAUGAGCACAAUAAAUAUCGCUCCCAGGUCUCUCCUCCUGCCCAGGCUAUGAUGAAGAUGACCUGGGACACCGACCUGGAGGUUGAUGCUCAAAGGCACGCAGAGAAGUGCAAGUGGGGCCAGAACGGGGGCCCAGGCAGGUUAAACCUCUUUGCUAUACCUUCAACCCUGGAUGUAAAAUUUGCCAUUGAAGGAUGGAACAGUGAGAGGAAAUUCUUCAACCUGACGACAUCCGAGUGUGUCCCCGGGCAUUCGUGUGACAACUACGUCCAGGUGAUCUGGGCAGCAACAACCCGUGUUGGCUGUGGGAGCAAUUAUUGUGAGAAGAUCAAUGGAAUGGAAGGGGAGAACUUGCACCUGCUUGUCUGCAACUAUUAUCCCCCGAGUAAAAUAAAGGAAAACAGGGCCUACCGGGAAGGACCCUCGUGUAAACUGUGUCCCAGGGGCACAGUCUGUGUGAACAACCUGUGUGCAAAACCGGGGACAAACUCGGAUCCGCCCAAAGGAGGAGCCCCCAGUACCUGCUUGGACCUUUCACUCUUCCUCCUCCCCAGUGCCAUCCUGGUGGGCCUUCUGCUCUGAAGGGUCUUCCUCAGCUGUGCCUGCACCCCUCACCAAGGCUUUUGUCAGCGCUGGUUGUUCCACAGCCCUGGCAGGCUCAGGAGCUCCUUGGACAAUUCCCACGCUCCCUCCUUGCGCUGCCUUCUCUGCUGCAGCCCCAGAGAGCCAAGGGCAGCUGAUGCUGGGGCAGCUUUGUCCCCUUCCUGAGGAGACCUGAGGGCACGAGGGUGUUUGCCAUAAUGCUGGUGACCUUGGAUGCUUCUCCUUUUUCCUGGCUUCUGUUCCAUUUCCAGGCUCUCCCACUCACCCACAAACCCAUGUGGCCAGCAGGCCCUGCCACAGCCUGACCCUGGGGACAGCAGGGUGACUUGGGGACAGUGAGACAUGGUGGUUGGCUUUGGUGUUUGAUUCCCACAGAAAGGCUCUUUUCCCUCCCAGUGUGUUUCUUUCAGUUUUGGACAUAUUUUAUCUCUUUCCUAUCUUCUCCAAACAGAGUGGCUUUUUUGAGGAUUUGUUUCCUCCUGGUUCUGGUGUAGCUCUGGCCAGUACUCCCCAGCUGUUCUCCCCUCACCUCUUCACACUCUGCAGCCCUUGCCUCCCCCCUCUCUCUUGCUCUCUGGCACAUAUCCCAUUCCUCAGUCACUCCAAUGCCACAGAUUAAUUUUACGCCUGUGCCUGCACCUGUGCACACACAGAAGAGAAACCAUCAGAGCUGAGAGAGGCCACCAGCUCCUUCAUGUAGCUUUUCCCUGCAUGGCUUCAUUGCAUAAUUUCAGUGUAUUUAAAUUUAAAUACAGACCCUGCUUGAU
Molecule: messenger RNA, 1768 nt
Organism: Agelaius phoeniceus (red-winged blackbird)
Lineage: Eukaryota; Metazoa; Chordata; Aves; Passeriformes; Icteridae
Source: RefSeq, a predicted model, not a curated record